CCUAGUUUAAAAUUAACAGGGGACGCAACUGAUUCGAUGCUUUCAAAUCUCGCUUUAGAACGUUAACCUACAUUAGAAGCUGAUAAACAAGAGGUUGGCGUCUAAAAUUAUCCCGGAUUAAUUCUUCUUAGAUCUACGAGCUUAACAAACGCAUAGCAGUAACAUUUAAAGGAUUUAUGUUCACAGUAAACUGUUUAAUUUAUAUUAUUAAUUCGACUGUGCCGGUAUAAGUAAUAUUUUGUUAGUCACACUUGUAUAAUAAAAAAAAAUGACGGAUAAUGGCGAGCCCUCGUCGCCGGGCUCAAAAUCAAAGAUGUCUGCAGAAUAUUCAUUGGAUGAUCGAAAGAUCUCUGAAGACAGAGGUCCAAAUAAAAUGAAUGACAAGGCAGCACAAAAACCAGUCUCAAAGCCUUCUGGGAAGACAGUCACUUGCAAUGUGUUCCUGUUGGAUGGUGAAAAUGUAGAGAUACCUCUUGAUAAAAAUGAUGUUGGUAGAGUUUUAUUGGACAAAGUGUGUACUCAUCUGGACCUUAUUGAAAGAGAUUACUUUGGUCUAACAUACACUGAUGACAGAGGGCCUUCUCAUUUAAAGUACUGGUUAAACCUAGACAAGAAAAUUUCAAAACAAAAGAAACGUGGUGCUUGGGUGUUUGAAUUUGCUUUGAAGUUUUACCCACCUGAUCCAACACAUCUGAGAGAAAGUCUGACAAGAUGGUUGGUAGUUCUUCAGGUCAGAAGGGAUUUGCUGAGUGGAAGGUUACCUUGCACUUUUAACACUUAUGCCUUAUUGGGUUCCUACAAUGUCCAAGCAGAUAUUGGAGAAUUUGAUUCAACUGAUCAUGGUCAUUCAUGGGAUUAUAUAAAGGACAUGACUUUUGCUCCAACACAGACUCCAGAACUUUUAGACAAAAUAGCAGAGCUUCAUAAACUACACAAGGGACAAACACCAGAUGAAGCAGAAAAGAACUUCUUGGACAAUGCUAAAAAACUGGCAAUGUAUGGUGUUGACCUGCAUAAAGCCAAAGAUUCAGAUAACAAUGCAAUCAUGAUUGGUGUCUGCUGCAGUGGUAUUCUCGUUUACAGAGAAAAGCUAAGGAUUAAUCGUUUUGUCUGGCCCAAAAUUCUCAAGUUGUCCUACAAACGUAAUCACUUCUAUAUCAAGAUUAGACCUGGAGAGCUGGAAAGAAAUGAAACUACCAUUAUGUUCAAGCUGGACAAUCACAGAUUAGCAAAACGUUUAUGGAAAACCUGUGUUGAACAUCAUGCAUUUUUCAGGUUAAGAGAAGCAGAAAAACCCAGUAACAAUGUUUCUUUCCCACGAUUUGGCUCCAAGUUCCGCUAUUCAGGGAGAACAUUAUAUCAGACCAGACAGAAUGCUGCACUUCUUGACAGGCCACCACCCUUUUUUGAAAGAUCCCAACCAGCUCGCAACACAAUGCCCGACUCAGCCAGACGAUCUCAAAGUUUGGAUGAACCUCUCUCUCAAAUUAAUCUUGAUGGUCACAAACGUAAACUUAGUAGUGAUAACCUUCAAAGGCUUCCAUAUGAUGCUCCAGACAAAAAGAAUCUGGAGCCUGAUAGUAUUCCACUUUGUGAUGAGUAUGGCAAGCCAUUAUUUGACAAACCUGUUUAUAAUGAGGAAGGAAAAAUUAUAUUUGAUGAAAAAGGCAAGCCAUAUGACCUCAAAGAUGCUCCCCAAGGAAGUGGAAAACCUUUAUUGAAUGAAGAUGGAAAACCUUUGUUUGAUGAAAAGGGCAAACCAUUGUUCUUCAAGGAUGGCCAUAGAGUGGUGGGCAAGCCUUUAUAUGAUAAUGAUGGCAAGCCAAUAUUUGACAGAAAUAAUAAUCCUCUGUACGGUAAACCAGUCUUUGGUGUUCCGAUCUACGAUCAAAAAGGAAAACCAGUGUGCGAUGAGGAUGGUAAUCCUUUGUAUGUGAGACCUAUAGAUGGGCAACCAAUCUGUGAUAGUAGAGGUCAACCCCUGUAUGACAAAAAAGGCAAGCCCCUUCACCAUAAAGAUGGAAUACCAUUUUUUGACAAAAGUGGAGAUCACUUACAUGGCCAGCCUGUAUAUGACAAAGAUGAUAACCCAAUCUACAACAAUGAUGGCAAGGGUGUUUUUGAUAGAGAUGGGCGUCAGUUCUAUGAUGAUGAUGGCAAGCCUGUCCUGGAUAAAUCUGGCAGCCCACUGUAUUUGAAGCCUGCUUAUGACAGAAACAGCAAACCAUUGUCAAACAAAAAUGGUCAGCCUUUGUAUGGCAAAAAUGUGAAACCUCUUUACUGGGAAGAUGUCUAUGAUAAGGAUGGAAAACCUUACUUUGGAAAAUUGUAUGAUGGAGAGGGAAAUGUACAUCCCAUUUUGACAUCAUUAAAGGCAAGUGACACUCCAGAUAAGAAUGCAGUAGCUCUGUUGGAUGACAUUGGGAAACCUCUGUAUCACAAACCAGUGUUUGACCCCGAUGGAAGGCCAUUAUAUGAUGCAAAAGGAAAAUCAUUGUAUCCUAAAGACAGUAGUGACAAUGGAAAACCUUUGGUUGGUGAAGAUGGCAAAGCUAUUCUUGACAAAGAUGGAAAGCCCCUGUACUACAGAGAUGGACAGAAAGUUAUGGGCUUACCCCUGUUUGAUGAGACAGGAUUACCUGUUUGUGACAAAGAUGGCAAACAGCUGUAUGGCCAGCCUAUCUUUGGUGUGCCAACUGUGGAUAAAAAUGGCAGCUCUGUUUACGAUGUGGAUAACAAUCCCCUCUUCUCUAGACCGCUGCAGGGAGAGCCUGUCAGGGACAAAGACGGUAAACCAUUGGUAGGAAAAGAUGGUAAACCUCUGGUGUACAAUGAAGGCAGGGGGUUCUAUGAUAAGAAGGGUAAUCCAUUGCAUGGCAUACCGCUCUAUGAUAAGGAUGACCUUCCUGUGUAUAACAAUGAUGCCAAACCUGUUUAUGAUAAAGAGGGCAACCUGUUCUAUGAUGAAGAUGGAAAUGUUAUGGCUGAUUCAAGUGGUAAGCCUUUAUAUACAAAGCCAGCCUGUGAUCCUUCUCAAAAGCCACUGCAAGACAAAGAUGGCAAACCAUUGUUUGGCAAAAACUUCAGACCUUUGUAUUGGGAUCAAGUGUAUAGCAAAGAUGGAAAACCAUUUGAUGGAAAGCUGUACACACCUGAUGGCAAAUUACAUCCCUAUGCAACAGACCAAAAGGCUAAAGAAGUUGCAGAUGCUGAUUUUAUUCCAAUUUAUGAUGCCAAGGGCAAGCCAUUGUUUGAUAAGCCAGUUUAUAAGCUUGAGGGUAAACCUUUAUUUGAUGAUAAAGGCAAAGCUUUGUACCCAGAUGAAAAAUCAGCAACGGCUAAACCUUUGACAGAUGAUGCUGGCAAACCUCUACUGGACAAAAAAGGCAAGCCUUUAUUUUACAAAGAUGGUCAACAAGUGUUUGGAAAGCCACUUUAUGAUGAACAUGGGAAAGGACUAUUUGAUAAAAAUGGUAGGAAACUCUAUGGAAAGCCAGUUUAUGGUGUUCCCUACACUGAAAAGGAUGGUAAACCAGCCCAUGAUUCUGAUGGCAACCCAUUGUUUGCUAGGCCUCAUGAAGGUGAACCAGUGUUAGGUAAAGAUGGAAAACAACUGUUUGACAGAGAUGGAAGGCCACUGGCUCAUCAAGAAGCGACACCAUUUUACGACAAAGAAGGCAAUCAUUUACAUGGUAAACCAUUACUAGACAAAGAUGGUCUGCCCAUAUACAACAAAGAUGGCAGGCCUGUUUAUGAUAAAGAUGGUAAACUGUUUUAUGACUCUGAGGGCAGGCCUAAUGUUGAGAAGAGUGGUAAACCUUUGUACAGUAAGCCUGCCUUUGACCAAGAUGGUAAACCCAUCCCGAACAAAGAUGGGAAACAGACAAGUGGUAAAGACUUCAGACCUGUUUACUGGGAAGAUAUCUACGAUGAAGAUGGCAUGCCCUUCUUUGAUGUUGCCUAUAGUAAAGAUGGUAAACCUCACCCCUACACAUUGGAGAGAACAGGUCCAAAACUCCUUAAGGCCAGUGAGAACAUUCCUUUAUAUGAUGAAAAUGGCAAACUUUUGUUUGCUAAGCCUGUUUACAUUGAAGAAGGAAAACCACUGUUUGAUGACAAGGGCAAGUCCCUGUAUGACAAAAAUAGUCCUAGUAAGGCCCUUCUGGACGAAGCUGGCAAGCCAAUCAAGGAUAAACAUGGAAAGCCAUUGUACUUUAGAGAUGGGCAACAAGUAUUUGGAAAACCAUUGUAUGAUGAGAAUGGGAAUCAACUCUUUGACAGUGAUGGCAAACCUCUUUAUGGAAAGCCUGGUUAUGGAGCUCCUUUAUUGGAUAAAGAUGGAAAACCUAUGCUUGAUUCUGAUGGUAAUCCAUUGUAUGAGAGACCCAAAGAUGGUCAACCAAUUACUGACAGAUAUGGCAAUCCACUGUAUGGUAGUGAUGGUAAACCAUUGUCUCAUGAAGAGGCCUUGCCAUUCUAUGAUGGUGAUGGGCACCACUUACAUGGCAAACCAUUGUAUGACAAAGAUGGCUUACCUGUAUAUGAUAAUGAUGGCAAACCAGUUUACAACAAGGAAGGUUUACCCUUUUAUGACAAAGAUGGCAAGCCAGUUGUGGACAAGAGUGGCAAACCUAUCUACAGCCAACCAGCCUAUGACCAAAAUGGUAAAGCACUGAGUAGAAAAGAUGGUAAACCUUUGCAUGGCAAGGAUGUCAGACCUGUGUAUUGGGAACAGAUUUAUAAUGUUGAUGGCAAACCAUUCUUUGGGAAAGUAUAUAGCAAAGAUGGGAAACAGCAUCCAUACACUAUUGAAAGAAGCAAGAUUGGCAAACCUGUCAAGGCCAGUGAGAACAUUCCUUUAUAUGAUGAAAAUGGCAAACUUUUGUUUGCAAAGCCUGUUUACAUUGAAGAAGGAAAACCACUGUUUGAUGACAAGGGCAAGUCCCUGUAUGACAAAAAUAGUCCCAGUAAGGCCCUUCUGGAUGAAGCUGGCAAGCCAAUCAAGGAUAAACAUGGAAAGCCAUUGUACUUUAGAGAUGGGCAACAAGUAUUUGGAAAACCAUUGUAUGAUGAGAAUGGGAAUCAACUCUUUGACAGUGAUGGCAAACCUCUUUAUGGAAAGCCUGGUUAUGGAGCUCCUUUAUUGGAUAAAGAUGGAAAACCUAUGCUUGAUUCUGAUGGUAAUCCAUUGUAUGAGAGACCCAAAGAUGGUCAACCAAUUACUGACAGAUAUGGCAAUCCACUGUAUGGUAGUGAUGGUAAACCAUUGUCUCAUGAAGAGGCCUUGCCAUUCUAUGAUGGUGAUGGGCACCACUUACAUGGCAAACCAUUGUAUGACAAAGAUGGCUUACCUGUAUAUGAUAAUGAUGGCAAACCAGUUUACAACAAGGAAGGUUUACCCUUUUAUGACAAAGAUGGCAAGCCAGUUGUGGACAAGAGUGGCAAACCUAUCUAUAGCCAACCAGCCUAUGACCAAAAUGGUAAAGCACUGAGUAGAAAAGAUGGUAAACCUUUGCAUGGCAAGGAUGUCAGACCUGUGUAUUGGGAACAGAUUUAUAAUGUUGAUGGCAAACCAUUCUUUGGGAAAGUAUAUAGCAAAGAUGGGAAACAGCAUCCAUACACUAUUGAAAGAAGCAAGAUUGGCAAACCUGUCAAGGCCAGUGAGAACAUUCCUUUAUAUGAUGAAAAUGGCAAACUUUUGUUUGCAAAGCCUGUUUACAUUGAAGAAGGAAAACCACUGUUUGAUGACAAGGGCAAGUCACUGUAUGACAAAAAUAGUCCCAGUAAGGCCCUUCUGGAUGAAGCUGGCAAGCCAAUCAAGGAUAAACAUGGAAAGCCAUUGUACUUUAGAGAUGGGCAACAAGUAUUUGGAAAACCAUUGUAUGAUGAAAAUGGGAAUCAACUCUUUGACAGUGAUGGCAAACCUCUUUAUGGAAAGCCUGGUUAUGGAGCACCUUUAUUGGAUAAAGAUGGAAAACCUAUGCUUGAUUCUGAUGGUAAUCCAUUGUAUGAGAGACCCAAAGAUGGUCAACCAAUUACUGACAGAUAUGGCAAUCCACUGUAUGGUAGUGAUGGUAAACCAUUGUCUCAUGAAGAGGCCUUGCCAUUCUAUGAUGGUGAUGGGCACCACUUACAUGGCAAACCAUUGUAUGACAAAGAUGGCUUACCUGUAUAUGAUAAUGAUGGCAAACCAGUUUACAACAAGGAAGGUUUACCCUUUUAUGACAAAGAUGGCAAGCCAGUUGUGGACAAGAGUGGCAAACCUAUCUACAGCCAACCAGCCUAUGACCAAAAUGGUAAAGCACUGAGUAGAAAAGAUGGUAAACCUUUGCAUGGCAAGGAUGUCAGACCUGUGUAUUGGGAACAGAUUUAUAAUGUUGAUGGCAAACCAUUCUUUGGGAAAGUAUAUAGCAAAGAUGGGAAACAGCAUCCAUACACUAUUGAAAGAAGCAAGAUUGGCAAACCUGUCAAGGCUCAUCUUUUGAAUGCUGGUCUUGGUUUGGGCAAAGUGGAUAGGACUGGAGUAGUUGGAGAUGAAAGAGAGAUUGAGAAUAGGAAUCAUUUCAUGCCUCUACCCAAACCUGUCAAGGCAUCAAAAGAUACCCUGAAAUCCAAUUUGUCAUUUUUUCAUCCUGAUGCUACAAGUACAGUUGCUAGGAGCAAGGUGCCUCCACCUGUGGCGCCUAAAGGAAAUCACAGUUUAGAUGAUAGUUUCGGUCCACUGACUGUUGCCACGGAAAAAGUAAAAUACAACCCCAACUACUCCGACGUGCCGUUGUCCAGCAGGAAUAUUCCGCUGGUGAAAACAGAGAUCCGCACAGUCAAAUAUGAGCAUGACAACUGUCCGCCUGAUCUGGAGGAUGGCAUUCUGGUCAGUGCUCAUUCCCACAGCAGUAGAUUACAGACUAUUGAAACUGUGACUUACAGAACAGAGAGAGAUGGCGUUGAAGAGACAAGAUAUGAGCAUAAAGUGGUCUUGUCAAAUGAUGAAGAGGAUGAUUAUGAUUUUGAUGCUGCCUUAGUAGAAGCUAUCCGUUCAGUGACAGAAUUCAACCCAGACAUGUCUGUAGAGAGAAUAGAAUGUGUUCAACAACUGGAAGAUGUUGGGAAAUAAAGUUUGAAUGAAUGAUUAGCUUAUAUCUGUCUUGUCCAAGCCUAUGAAUGUCUAGCAACUUGGAAGAACAGCAGUUAGUUCUUCUGUUCAAUGUGAACAUUGUCUUGUCAAUGAAAUCUCAAUUUUCUUAUGGACUCUAUUGGAAUGCACUGUAGCAUUGUAUUUUAUGGAAACAAAUUUGGUUCUCUGUAGAGUUGGCUAUAAGUGGGAAAUGUAGAGUUGGCUAUAAGUGGGAAAUGUGUUUGUGCUGAUGUUUUGUAUCAUUGUUUUUUUAAGAGGAUAGCAUGAGCUAGAGUUGAACAAAGCAAUGCUUGUCUUUAAACUUGGCAUUACAACACAUAAAUAGAUAGAUAGCUGACAUGCCUGUUGCUUUUAUUCUGUUACUUUAAAAAAAAAAAAUUAUUUUGUUUUGGAGCUGAUGAUUUAACUUUUUUUUAUAAUCAUUCCAUGUACAAAUCUUUCCAAUUUAUAUAUGUCUACACUCUUGUUCAAUUUUAAAAGCAAGGUUUAAGUAGAUUUUUAAUGCCUUUGUUUGAAGACUUGUGCUCAGUGUGUAAUUGUGUGUGUGUGUGUGUGUGAUUGGUUUAAUGAACACUUGUUAUGAGAGAUGGCUUCUAUUGUUAGUUUAAUUCUUGCUCUGUUGUAUUUGUAUUUUUAGUGUAUUUAUAAAGGCAAAUAUUUUACGAUUGUACAUUUUAAUGUUACAGUUUUAGGUCUAAAACUAUAUUUUGAAGCUUGUGUUGGGUAUAUUUUGACAGGUCUAGUUUUCAAUUUGUGUGUUAAUCUAAGUACUGCUUGUUUUUUUGUUUUUUUCCGAAAAAUGAUUUUUUAGGGGAAAAGUGAAAGUCUUGAGUUCCUUGCUUGGCAGUACGAACAUGCUAUUUGAAUUCAAUGUGUCUAUGUCCUGUUUGUUUUCUUUCUUGUUGAUGACUGUGUGAACUUGAAAUAACAUGAAGGCUUGACAUGUUGGUUUCUUCUCUUGGCUUUGUUUUCAUUUUUGUGAACAAAUAUGUGAUUCAAACAAAUGUGUAUAAUUAAUGGGAGUAGAGAUUUCAAUUCUAAGAUUUAGUGUCAGUAGAAGAAAAGCUGCAUUUACCUAAACUGAUUGUAUGAUACAGAUUAUGUUCUGUCCUAUGACAUGCAUUUGAGAACUGAUUCUAGAGAUGGGAAAUUGGGAGUGGCUAUAAGUAAGGCAGCAUGCAUUGACACUUGUCAUCUGUCAUUGUGUUUAGGGAAAUGAACUCUUCCAUUGUAUUCUAGUUCCAAUACUAUCUGCUUGGCUAUUCCAUUACAUUUGCUUUUUGCUCCAACUGUUUCUACCAGUGUAGUGCGCUACCUGCACCUAUGGCAGGCCUUUUAGACUUUUCUCUUUUUCAACUCUGUAUUUGUGUACUAGAACAAAAGCUGAAAUGUAUGCUUAAAGCAGUCUUAGUUUAUUCAUGACUUAUUCAUGGGAAACAAAUUUUACAUAUUAGGAUAGCAACACACAGCAUUUUGUAUACUUUAUAAAAAUUGAAUAUUUUUAUUUUAAAAUCAUUGAAACAUUUUUUUUUUACUUCAUUGUAAGAGAUAUAAUGACCAAUAAAACAUUAUCUUUCAGAA
Molecule: messenger RNA, 8716 nt
Organism: Biomphalaria glabrata
Lineage: Eukaryota; Metazoa; Mollusca; Gastropoda; Planorbidae
Product: mesocentin-like
Exons: 23
Coding region: 269-7114 (2281 amino acids)
Cellular component (GO): plasma membrane; cytoskeleton
Molecular function (GO): structural molecule activity; actin binding
Source: RefSeq, a predicted model, not a curated record